Messenger RNA from Siniperca chuatsi (mandarin fish), 2135 nucleotides. RefSeq lists its product as uncharacterized. NCBI's taxonomy places the organism in Eukaryota, Metazoa, Chordata, Actinopteri, Centrarchiformes, Sinipercidae. The coding region runs from base 30 to 1289 and encodes 419 amino acids. The record is from RefSeq and is a predicted model, not a curated record. The transcript has 2 exons.
UGCUAUCCAGACAUGCCACUGCUAUUGUGAUGACUGCUAGAGAGAAACAUCAUCUCUCACAGAAAUGCAGCAGUGGAUAUUUUUAUGACAUCAUAGAUGGUGAACUAAUGCUUUCACACCCAUUAUUUUCUUCUAGACCCUCUGCUUUACAGAUAAUCCUUUAUUCGGAUGAAAUCGAAAUUUGCAAUCCACUUGGGUCUCAUGCUUCAAAGAAUAAGUUGCUCAUGUUUUACUACACUUUGGGAAACAUUAAUCCAAAGUACAGGUCAAAAUUAGCUUCAAUCCGCCUUCUUGCUAUUGCAAAGCAAAGUGAACUCUCAGAACGUGGAGUUGAUGCCAUAUUGGCAAGACUGCAUGAGGACUUGGUUAAUCUAUAUAAUGGCGUGAAGAUUCAUCUUCCAUGUGGUGAACAUGAGAUAUAUGGAGCAGUGGUUUCCAUAUGUGGAGAUACUUUAGCUCAACAUGAGUUGUGUGGAUUCAAAGAGGGUGUGGGCUUUGCGUACAGUAAAUGCCGACAUUGUGAAUGUUCUUUUGAGGACAUGCAAAUGUUUUUUAAUGAAGAAAACUUUGAACAAAGAACACUGGAAAGACAUAUUCGACAGUGCAGUGACAUUGAGAAAGCCAGUACUGAGUAUCUCAGGAACAGCCUUAAAACUACAUAUGGAGUAAACCGAAGGAGCAAAGUAAUGGAUUCCCCUGCCUUCAAUUUAAUCCAACAAACUCCUCAAGAUAUAAUGCAUGUAAUUCUUGAGGGCAUUGCUCCCUUGGAAAUUAAGUGUAUGCUGAAACAAUUGGUUCUUUUGGGACAACUGGACCUAGAUGUUUUUAGUGCUGAUAUCAUUGGUUUCCCAUACUCUCCACAAGAUACUAGAGAUAGGCCUAGCCCUAUUGCGUACACUACAUUAGCUUCCAAUGACAACAAACUGAAGCAGUCAUCAGGUCAAAUGCUUGUUUUGCUCAAAAUAUUGCCCUUUCUGUUGGAUGUGAUUAAAGGUACUGCAUAUUUUUCCUUCAUUCUUGAGCUUCUGGAGAUUGUUCAAAUUUUGUUUUCACCUGUUAUUAGCCUUGAGACUAUUGACAAGUUGAAAGUACUUGAACAGCAUCUUAAACAUUUUAAGGAUCUUUUCUCAGAGAACAACAUUACACCUAAACAGCAUUACUUGAUUCAUGUUCCAUCCCAGAUUAAACUGUUGGGACCAAUGCUUCGUCACAUGUGCAUGAGGUUCGAAUCCAAACAUUGUUUCUUUAAAAAAAUGGGUUUCAAAAGUAAAUUUCAAAAAUGUCUGUAAGUCCUUGAUUAAGCAUAACCAAAUGUUUGAAUGCUGUCAGAAUGUAAACAGUUCCAACCACCCCAUUUUUGCCAGUGAAUGUGUAUUGGGACCAGUAUCAGAAGUAAAAAACAUGCCGUAUUUAAAAGGAAAAGUAAGGGACUAUUUUGGUGUUAAUCAGAUAAACCAUGCAGUGUCUGUUAAGUGGAUUACUUUAAAUGGAAACAAAUACAUUCGUGAAAAAACAUUACUAGUGUGUAUGGCAAAUGCUAGUAGUCUACCUGAAUUUGGACUUGUGAGGAACAUAUUCGUCAUAAAUUCAUCUUUGUAUUGUUUUGAAUGUCAGAUGUACAGUACAGUCUGUUUUGAUAGAGACUACAUGUCUUAUAAAAUUGAGGUUCCCAACCUGGCAGAGGCAACUGAACUCGUAAAUGCAGACAACCUUGUAGACUUCACACCGUAUUACAGUUUCAUUCACAGGGACAUUACAUAUGUCCCUAUGAAAUAUUACCUUGGAGAUGUGAUUGAAUUACAUAAAGCCUCAAAUGUGUGAGGAUUUACGGGUGUGUUCUAAAUUGAAUACCUUUUGACUUAUUUUUGAUGUAUAACAAUUUUUUGCCUUUCAUUUAUCAUUGUGAUGUUUUGGAAUAAUCUGAUUUCAAUACAAGUUGAGCUCAAUCGACAACAAUGUUGAUCAAACCCCUUUUUUGAGAAGAAAAAAAGUUGUCAAUUAUUUUUAUGCUCAUCAACAAAUGCUGCUUAUGAGCUCACCCAGAAUAUUCCUUAGAUAAACUUUAAUACUCAUGUGAAGUAUUGUCUCUUGAUUGUUCUGCAUACAAUAAUUUCAUUGUUGUAUGUCUGUUGAUG